Messenger RNA from Nothobranchius furzeri (turquoise killifish), 2849 nucleotides. RefSeq names its product protein phosphatase 1, regulatory subunit 15B. Gene Ontology annotation, molecular function: protein phosphatase regulator activity. The record is from RefSeq and is a predicted model, not a curated record. NCBI's taxonomy places the organism in Eukaryota, Metazoa, Chordata, Actinopteri, Cyprinodontiformes, Nothobranchiidae. Gene Ontology annotation, cellular component: protein phosphatase type 1 complex; endoplasmic reticulum. Gene Ontology annotation, biological process: response to endoplasmic reticulum stress.
AUAGUGGAGUUGAUAUGAAACCGAAGCUUGUGGUGGAAAUUUGUGGGGAAUUUGUUUUCAUUCAAAUAUAGCCUUUACGUCAGGAAAUUACCGGCACUUUCUACGCGUCAUACGUGAUUGGGAGGGGCCUGUUUCGUCUUGUCAGUGAUUGACAGCUGCUGAGUCCAACCCCAGCCAGGCGUGACGUCAAAUGGCUUACUUAAGAGCGAUGGCGCAACCCAGAGACAUCCAGUGCUUAUUUCUACAAAGACGAUAGCGCGUAAACAUGGAGAAACUGUACGAAAGAAUCUGACGGAGACCAAGAUGGCGCAGAACAGCCAGAAGAUGAAGCGACAGCAGCUAAACGCAAAUUUGUCGCCGACACAUACGCGGAGUCUCUUGGUUUUCGACGAGGAAUACCAGAAUACGUGAGGAUUUUGUCGUGACCGUUCAGUCCGAGAAGAAAAGCGGAAAAUGGCUCCGACUGUUUCCGAGGGGGGCUCCGAGCGAUCGGCCAUGGAGAGGUUUGGUAGCGGGGGGAUGGCGCUUCUUCCCUGGACCAAACAGAUGCUGACCGUGCUGUGGGAACACCUCCGGCUCCUGGUUCAGGUCAUCUACUACACUUUCUUGUCAGUUUUUCAGAUGUUCAGGUUUGAGCUUCAUGUGAGGAUCACUGAUGAAUCAGGAGAACACAUCCAGCAUAUGGGCACAGGAGAACCAGAGUCCUUCCUCUUCUCUUCACUGUUCGACGGAGAAAACGGAGUCAUGGUUGGCGGUUCCAAUCCCCUCUCCACCUUCUGUGCAGAUGUUGGUGACCCCUUCACCGGGAAGUCCACCGCUGAGGCCCUACUGUCCAGUCUGCGUGGAGACGAUCUGUGCUGUGGACUCGUGGAGGACUUUGUGUCCAGAUCAGCUGGCAAAGAGGACAGCAUCCUGCUGGGACACCAGUCCACCUGGAAGAUGGGAUUUCCUGGAGACUGGAACAUCUUUGUGUCGAGCAGCGACGGCUCCAGUUCCACCGACGCCUGUCAUAAACGCAGCGAGAAAAUUUCCAAGCCAGAUUUAUCCAAAGAGAAGGUUUUCAAACAGGAUACUUCAGAGGAGGAGAGAAGUUCUCACUGGAGCAGCGAGGAAGACCAGAACCUAGUGGAAUUUGAGAGUGAAGAAAGUAAGGCACUUUGGGAGUCACUGUCCAAAUCCAGUGAUCCGUACAACCCUUUCUUUUUCUCUGCCUGCAUUUCAACCAAGUCAGACAUGGGGCAAAGCAAGAGUGAAGGCGGAGAGGGCACCGAUUCUGACCUGACGGUGACCAAGGCUGGUGAAGUGCUGUUGGGGCCUCCAAAGCUGAAUAUGUGGGUCUGUCAUUCUGACAGUGAGAGCAGCUGGAGCAGCUGGGCCAGUUCAGAUGGUUCAAGCCCCGACAUCGACAAGGAGGAGAACGAGCGGCUCUGGGACUUCUUCAGCAGCCCUGAAGACCCCUACAACCCACUGUGUUUCACCGCCACCUCAGCCACUGUGUCUCAACGACCAGCUCCUCUUCCUGCUCCUCCCCCUAAAUCCGACACGGACUCUGAAGACAAGGAAAGCAGCUUUGCUACAUCCGACGAUGACGAGGAAGAACUGCUGUGGAAUUCCCUCAGCCAAAAGGAUGACCCCUACCACCCGUUAAACUUCCAGGCCUGUCUCCAGAGCUCCUUGACUACUGCCCAGCAUGAGAAUACUACUGUCUUUAAUACACUCCACACAGAAAAUCUAUCCACAGAGACAAAGAAGAAGCCAAAAGCAUUCAGAAAAUCCAGAUCUGCUGAAUCUCGGCCUGCUCUGACGGAAAGAAAUUUGAAGCAGCACAGCCAUCCGGAUAAAACUCUAGUUCCCUGGAAAAGACCCGAGCAGAGCCCACCUGUGGAGAAGAGAAUCAAGGCCAGCUCCACACAGAAAAAGGUGCAGUUUUCUCCUCUGGUCCAAGUUCAUGUCAUGCGGACCUGGCCGUUUGCUCGCCAGGCAUCCCGUAAAGGACACUGGGAAGAACUGGCCCGAGACCGGGACCGCUUCAGGAGGCGGGUUUUGGACACGGAGCGGGCCAUCGGUAACUGUUUCACCCAGUCCCACAGAGAGAAGAUGCGGGCAUUUGUGGACGGUGCCUUGAAGCAAAUGAAGGGUCCUGAUCUCUGAGUGUCUCAUUUCCUGUGUGGAUGAGAACUUGUGAUUGGUUGCAAUGCAACAGCGGUGUUUGGUUUAGGCCAGAUAGGAGUUUGAUCUGAGGCCAUUUUUAAUGUUUGGUGUCCCGUUGAACAACUUUGUACCUCAGAGGUUUUCUACGUUGUGUAGCUGUUGCACUGACUGACACGUUCUCCUGAUAGCCUCAGCAUUAACGUGUGGAAUGUUUUGUAUGCCUUAUACUCUGACCUAGUAAUGUAACUUAUUCAUGCCCUAUGGAGCUUGUUUAUUUUUACUGAUCAUUUCAGGUUUUUAUAAAUGUGUGUGAGGAAACCACAGUUCUGAGUAGAAGUUUAAAAUAGACGACCGAGUCCUAAAGACAGCAGAGCUUCACAUUACAAAGUGUUUUAAUCACAUAUUUAAGCAUGGUGCAGACAUAUAGAGUUUGGUGCAAUCCUGGGUGUACUGUUGACAUGUUUUAUGCCUUGAUUUGUACUUUUUAUUUUUAUUUUGUCCUGUAUUUUUUAUUUUCUAUCACUGCAGACAUUUGCGAGCUCUUAGUAACAAGUGAGGACAAACGAGCAACUCCGAUCCGGGCUGAUUAGACUCAUUCUGAUUAAAAUGACUCGCUCAGCUUAUCGUGAUGUGUACUCAGAAGUCUGUUCAUAGCAAGCUAAUUGUUCUUUGUGGAAUCAAUAAAAUGUGUUAGUUAA